Mytilus trossulus (common blue mussel) is the source of this 922-nucleotide messenger RNA. Its product is annotated as probable phosphatase phospho2. The transcript is spliced from 3 exons. The record is from RefSeq and is a predicted model, not a curated record. Lineage: Eukaryota; Metazoa; Mollusca; Bivalvia; Mytilida; Mytilidae. The coding region runs from base 105 to 860 and encodes 251 amino acids. Gene Ontology annotation, molecular function: phosphatase activity.
UAACUAAAUAGAUAGACGUCACAUCCACUUCCUGUAGGAAAAGACCUUGACCUCAAACAAAAACAUUUAAACUUCCGGAGUAUCUAGAAAGAUUUGUAACUUAGAUGGAAAGUUCAAGAAAAAUGUUGCUUGCAAUUGACUUCGAUCAUACCCUUAUAGAUGAAAACAGUGAUUUAUGGGUGAAGAGAUUAGCACCAGAUGGGAAACUCCCUGAUCACAUUGAGGCUCUGUAUAGUUCUACAGGAUGGACAGAGUACAUGGGAUCUAUUUUUCAAUAUUUAUAUGAAAUUGGGACAAAAGAAGAGGACAUAAGAAAGUGUAUGGAAGAAAUUCCGUUAACAGAAGGCAUGGCAGACUUAUUAAAGUACUGUAACGACAAAAGUUAUGAAAUAAUAAUAAUAUCUGAUUCUAACUCAGUUUUCAUAGAUAUGAUUCUAGAGCAUACACAAUUACAAAAAAUGGUUACAAAAGUAUUCACAAAUCCUGCUCAUUUUGAUGAUACUGGAUGUCUAAAAAUAGAAUAUUAUCACCAUCAAGACUGGUGUGACUUGAGUACCAUAAAUCUAUGUAAAGGGAAUAUUUUACAAAGUUAUUUAGAAAAGCGAGGAGAAGAAGGAAUUAACUUUGAUUAUAUAUUCUACAUAGGAGAUGGAACUAAUGAUUUCUGUCCAGCUUUAACAUUAAAGGAAACAGAUUAUGUGUGUCCAAGAAUUAAUUUCAGAUUAUGGAAGAAAAUUCAAAAACUGAAGAAUCCAGAAUCCUCAGAAUCUACAAAGGAAGAAUUACCUCAACUGCAUGCUCAAAUACUGAACUGGAGUAGUGGAUUAGACAUACUUGAACAAAUUAAACAACUUGAGUAAUUCAAUUCUGUCAUGUUGCAAUUCCACAGCCAGUUAUCUAAUAAAAAAUUAACAUCCUGUUA